UGAUAAACGUCAAACUUAACGAACAUAACCUGUAAUCACAUGUGAUUUUGGUAUUUUGCAAAUAAAAUCUACUUUAAAAGAAGUAUGAUAUAGUUUUAACGAAUAAAUAAAUAUGCGCAUCGAAACGUGUUAUUUUUGUUCAUCAAGAAUAUAUCCCGGCCACGGUAUUCAGUUUGUUAGGAACGACUGCAAAAUAUUUAAGUUUUGUCGGUCGAAAUGUCACGCAGCCUUUAAGAAAAAGAAAAAUCCUCGUAAAGUAAAAUGGACAAAAGCCUAUCGAAAAACAGUUGGCAAAGAAUUGGCGAUUGACCCUUCAUUUGAAUUUGAAAAACGUAGAAAUAUACCCAUUAAAUAUAAUAGAGAAAAAUGGACAAAAGCAGUUGAGGCUAUGAAGAAAGUAGAAAAAAUUAGACAAAAGAGACAGAACAAUUACAUAAUGCAAAGACUUCGUAAGGGCAGAGAAAUUGAAACUGAGAGGGAUAUUAAAGAAGUUCAGAGAGAUCUUUCUCUCAUACGAGCUCCUGCUGCUGGAAUGAAGGAACGUAAAGCUGCUGAACUGGCCAUGGAGGAAGCAAGGGAAAGUGAUCAUGAUGAAGAAAUGGCAGAAAUUGAAGAUGGAGGAGAAGUAAUGUUAUAAUUAUAAUUUUUACGGAUUAAUGUUAAUUUCACAAAAUUAAUUUAAUGUAGAUAGUAAUUUACGUUAAAUACAACAAUAUUAUUGUAAUAAAAGCAGAAAUAAAUAAUAAUUAUAA
This is a messenger RNA of Agrilus planipennis (emerald ash borer), 752 nucleotides long. RefSeq names its product probable ribosome biogenesis protein RLP24 (gene RpL24-like). Bases 113 to 637 code for a protein of 174 amino acids. The record is from RefSeq and is a predicted model, not a curated record. Gene Ontology annotation, cellular component: nucleolus. The transcript has 2 exons. Gene Ontology annotation, biological process: ribosomal large subunit biogenesis. NCBI's taxonomy places the organism in Eukaryota, Metazoa, Arthropoda, Insecta, Coleoptera, Buprestidae.